Messenger RNA from Vicia faba (fava bean), 1290 nucleotides. The record is from the annotation of a GenBank genome assembly. Lineage: Eukaryota; Viridiplantae; Streptophyta; Magnoliopsida; Fabales; Fabaceae.
AUGAAGAAACAGUGUUGCAAAGAAUCUGAAACAAAUCAAAACCAACAACUAUCAUUAGACUAUUGUUGCUGGUUUGAAGAUGCAUGCAUCCUUGACAUGGAUUACUUUGUUAAAACUCUUUCAAACAUCAAACAAAAAGGCAUUCGCGCCGAUUUAAUCGGUUCAAUCAUCACUCACUAUGCUUCCAAAUGGCUACCUGAUCUCGAAGCUUCAAAUGCAAGUGCAAAUGCAAAUGCAAAUGCUAGUUCUAAUGCUAAUUCGCCCGAAAGUGCGACAAAAUCAUGGAUGAAGAAAAGAUUCUUUGUUGAAACCUUAAUCAGUGUUCUUCCACCUGACAAAGAUUCAAUCCCAUGCAACUUCCUUCUCCGUUUACUCCGAACAGCAAACAUGGUUUCUGUCGAGGCUACUUAUCGAGCCGAGCUUGAGAAUCGAAUUUCAUGGCAGUUAGAUCAAGCUUCAUUGAAAGAACUCAUGAUACCUUCUUUUAGUCAUACAUGUGGAACUCUUUUGGAUGUUGAGCUUGUUAUUAGGUUGGUUAAGAGGUUUUUGAAUUUGGAUCAAGAUGGUUCCAAAACCGGUGCUGCUUUGGUUAAGGUUGCUAAGUUGGUUGAUUGUUACCUUGCUGAGGUUGGUUUGGAUUCUAAUUUGAGUUUGUCUCAAUUUGUUUCACUUGCUGCUGCUCUUCCUAGUCAUGCAAGAGCUACUGAUGAUGGUUUGUAUAGAGCCAUUGAUACUUAUCUUAAAGCGCAUCCAAGCAUAUCGAAGCAAGAAAGGAAGGGACUGUGUAGAUUGAUUGAUAGCAGGAAACUCACACCAGAAGCUUCACUUCAUGCAGCUCAAAACGAACGGUUACCUGUGAGAGCUGUUAUUCAGGUACUUUUCACCGAACAAACGAAACUCAACCGCCACAUUGAUUGGAGUGCUUCUUUCAGUAGCUUGAGGAGUCCGAGUGGAUACCACGGUGUGUUGGACACACCAGAACGGAGUCUUUCAAAGCGCGAAAUGAAUGCGCAGCAAAUGGAGAUAAAGAAACUGAAGGAAGAUGUUUACAGGCUGCAAAGUCAGUGCAAUGCUAUGCAAGCACAGAUGGAAAAAAUGGCUGAGAAGAAGAAAGGUUUCUUCAAAUGGAAGAAACUUGGUUUUAGUAAAAGCAACGGAGAGACGGGGAAUGUUGAAAUUAAUGAAACUCAAACUGAAUUUGGAUUCGGAACGCAAACACCUAUGGUCAUGAAAAAUAGUAUUGUCGUCAAAGGUAGGACUCCUCAAAACUGGAGAAAAUCACUGUCAUGA